This is a messenger RNA of Colletotrichum higginsianum IMI 349063, 2277 nucleotides long. Its product is annotated as Early growth response protein 1 (Egr-1). The transcript is spliced from 7 exons. The record is from RefSeq and is a predicted model, not a curated record. Gene Ontology annotation, cellular component: chromatin. Bases 1 to 2277 code for a protein of 758 amino acids. Gene Ontology annotation, biological process: regulation of transcription by RNA polymerase II; DNA-templated transcription. Lineage: Eukaryota; Fungi; Ascomycota; Sordariomycetes; Glomerellales; Glomerellaceae. Gene Ontology annotation, molecular function: DNA-binding transcription factor activity, RNA polymerase II-specific; zinc ion binding; RNA polymerase II cis-regulatory region sequence-specific DNA binding.
AUGUCCAUGUCUUCCGUCGCGAUGGAUGAAAGUCUCCCUCGCCCCUUCAAGUGCGCCACUUGCAAGAAAGGGUUCACGCGCCAGGAAAACCUCAAGCGACACGUGAACACCCAGGCAGAAAUGCUCCCUGCUUUCCCUGCAACCAGUGCAGUGCGCGCUUCGCUCGAAGGUCCGUCGACGAAAGCAAGACGCUCGACUGAGUACGCCCUCGAAACUACAGAUACUGACCGUUGGAACAGCGACUUGAGAAAGCGACAUGUCGAAAACUGUCACGUUUCAUUGGGGUCACCGCCCAAAACAGCUCCUCCCCCUCCUCAACCAUCUACGACGCCGAACGUGAACGUGACCGUGGGCGAUUCGCCAAGCACGGCAGCAUGGAUGGAUGUUUUAUUGACCCAUCCCCCGCCGCCGCCGCCGCCGCCACCACCACAAAGUGAGAUGAUGGACCCGAUGUCGCAGGUCAACCAGAGUUAUAAUAACACACAAUCGGCAAUGUCGAGCGAGAUCCGCUGUGUCGAGGCCUUUUUUGAUUGUUUCCACCGUAACUUUCCGAUCUUACACGAGGGGUCCUUUCACAUCGUGUCGACCCAGGUGCCUCUAUUGAACGUCAUCACCGCCAUUGGGAGUCUCUACUGCGAAUCAACGUUUGAUGAAUCUACCCGGAAAGCCGUCUUCGAAUCAACUUUAUCAUCACUCCAGCAAUACGUGGAGCAAAACCGUUCGCGAUACCAAGAAACCUGGGUCCUGCAGACUUUCCUCCUGCUUGAGUUUCUCGGCAUUUACGGCGGCAAUGACUCCAGUUUUCUCAAAGCGCAGCGAAUCCACCGGGACCUGAUUGACGCGAUACGGCUUCUGCAAAUGUCGCAGGACAGCUCUCUCGAUUCGCUUUCUACGAAUUCAGGCGGCGAGGAUAGCGGUUACGGCGAAGAGUGCGACGAAGAUGACAUGCAGGAACCCGUCAGUGCAGACGCAUUGAACGAUCAGUGGCAAGGCUUCAUCAAGAAGGAAUCAAGGAAGCGGUGCGUCUACAUGCUGUACCUCCUCGAUUCCCAGCUCGCGAUUCUCUGCAACCUUCGACCGAUGUUGUCCUCACUCGAAAUCAAAUACGACCUCCCCUGUUGUGAGGACAUCUGGCUGGCUCGUUCCGACAGAGACUGGUACGAGCGGCGGCGGCAGCGGUUCAAGUCCUUCGACGAGCCCGACGACAACGCCUAUGCUCACGAGACACCACCCUCCCAGGGGUUCUUUUACGAGGCUUCACAAACCCUCUUGCACUCUGGCCGAGGCGACGACAAGGAUGCCGGCGGCGGGAAGAAUCAGCCCAGGAAACUCAGGCUUCUCUGGGCCUCCCCGUUUGCCGCCGUCAUCCUCGUCACGCAGCUGCAAAUGAUGGCUCGCGAGCUCACGCACGCCAGCUGUCUCCUCGAGCGGCCCAAAGCGCAACGGCGGGCCCUUUCCAUCCUGACGGACAAGCAGCACGCGCAGAUAUCGCAAGCCUUGAAGGGAAUCGCCGAGUUGGUGCCACGGAACCAGAAGCCGGUGUUCAGCUUCUUUGACUUUGGCCGCAUGGACACCUUGCUACCAGAUAGCUCGGACCAGACUCCGUUGUGGCACACGUUCUGGAUACUGUGGUACUACACUUCCAUCACCCUAUCGCAUCCGGAUUCUUUACUGGUGAGUGGAGUCGUCGAGUCAAAUCUGCCUUUGGCCAUCGCAACUGCAGGUCACCUCGCCACACCACGGUCCAAGGACAAAAGGGACAUUUACGAAGAUCGAGAUGUCUUCCGAAUUCUCAACGAUCUCGAACUGGCCCUUGACCUGCUCAACCCAUCAAAGUCAACAGCCCCACCAUCCCUCGAGAACCCCUUCAUCACCCUUCUUGGCUUCAAGAUCUGUCUCGUGGGCUGGCGUCUCGUGCGGUUGACAAUGCCUGCCGCUCAACGAAGCAGCGACGCUCUGCAUGGGCCAGGAGGCAUGGGAAUUGGGAUGGCGAUCAACACCAACGGCCGCUCGAACCCAAGCCGCUUCGUCCUGGAUGCCAUCAUGGCGUGUGUUGAUAGCGUUGGCGACGACGACGUGGAAAACGCGGCGGCCGCGUUGGCGAUGCUAGACGGCGGGCCGGUGGAUCUUGCGCGAAGCGAGGUACGGUUUUUGGAAUGGAUCGUUGCCAACUUCAACAAGCGGACGACUUGGCCCGUUGGGAAAUGGGUGGCAACGGUGAUGGAAGAGAGCUUAUCCAAGGCAAGAGAGGCCUAUGCUGUACCAAUGAGCGAGUGA